UACAGUUAUUGCCGUUAGCCGUGAACGCCAUCUUGGAUCUAGAAGGUUUCUAAACGGGGAAAACAGGAAAAGGGACAGGAAAAUAGAUACUUUCGUUCUUAUUUUGUAAUUUCCCCAACUGGCUGAUGAUGAAGAAACACGAGUCAUGACGUCGCCUCUUUAUUUGCUGAUAUAGUUAAAAUCCGUAAAUCUGAGAGGAUUGUGGACUGAGGAAAUUUCCGCAGUUUACUGUAACUUGGUUUGUUUAUGUUAUUCAACCCGGACAUGGACUCUUCUAACCCAGACAUACCAGAUGACUCUCUGGGUUUGGGAGCCGGUGGGGCCCAGGCAAGCAGCAGUGCUGUUGUGCCAAAAGGGUCCAAUAAGAGACGAGCUGCGCCAGACUUCGAUGAUGAUGAUGAUGAUGGAAGCAAGCUCUUCAGGUGUGAUGACGAUGGAGGAGGAGGAGACAAAGAGCGAUUUGCCAGGGAGAACCACAGUGAGAUUGAGCGGCGGCGGAGGAACAAGAUGACUGCUUACAUCACAGAGCUGUCGGACAUGGUUCCCACCUGCAGCGCGUUGGCACGGAAACCAGAUAAGCUGACCAUCCUGCGCAUGGCCGUGUCCCACAUGAAGUCUCUGAGAGGGAGCGGCAACACUGCAGCAGACGGGACAUACAAACCAUCCUUCCUCACCGACCAGGAGCUGAAGCACCUGAUCCUGGAAGCUGCUGAUGGCUUCCUGUUUGUGGUGUCGUGUGAGAGUGGGCGGGUCGUCUACGUGUCAGACUCUCUGACCCCUGUUCUUAACCAAUCACAGUCCGACUGGCUAGGCUCCUCACUCUACGAUCAGCUCCACCCGGACGACGGAGACAAAUUACGCGAGCAGCUCUCUACUGCAGAGAGUAACAAUACAGGGAGGAUGUUAGACCUGAAGACAGGAACAGUUAAGAAGGAGGGACAGCAGUCCUCCGUCAGGAUGUGUAUGGGAGCCAGACGAUCCUUCAUAUGUAGGAUGAGAUGUGGUUCGUGUCCAGUGGAGCCCAUGUCUAUGAACAGAUUGAAUUUCCUGCGGAGCAGGAACAGGAAUGGUCUGGGCCCACCCAAGGAUGGAGAGCCUCAGUAUGUGGUGGUCCACUGCACUGGAUACAUCAAGUCCUGGCCCCCCACAGGGGUGAAUCUAACAGAUGAGGAAGCAGACAAUAUUCAGGGGAGUCGCUACUGUCUAGUCGCCAUCGGUAGACUUCAGGUGACCUCUUGCCCGAGCGACACAGACAUGAACAGCAUCAGCGUUCCGGUGGAGUUCAUCUCUCGUCACAACUGCCAGGGCCUCUUUACCUUCGUAGACCACCGCUGCAUGGCCACAGUGGGCUACCAGCCUCAGGAACUGCUGGGUAAGAACAUCUUGGAGCUGGCCCACCCUGAGGACCAGGAGCUGCUGAGAGACAGCUUCCAGCAGGUGGUCAAGCUGAAGGGUCAGGUGCUGUCCGUCAUGUUCCGCUUCCUGUCCAAGACCAGAGACUGGCUCUGGAUCAGGACCAGCUCCUUCACCUUCCAGAACCCCUUCUCUGAGGAGAUAGAGUACAUCAUCUGUACCAACGCCAACGUCAAUAGAACCUCGACUCAGGACACCCUCACCCCCCUCUCGUCCUCAGGGGUGUCUUUGCCCCCCUCGCUGGGGGAGAGCAGUCCUAACUUCCCCCCUGUAUCCCACAGCCCAGGGCAGGUGGCUGCCAGACAGUUGCAGCAGCAGCAAGCAGAGUUGGGGGGAGGAGGGAGAGAUGGUCUGUACGAGGCAGGACAGGUUACACUUCCACAGAUGCCUGUCCAGGCCGUGACCGCAGCUGGAACUGACCACAGUAAGACCAGGGACAAGGCAGAGAUGCACCCCUCCAUGUACCCCAACCCAGACCAGGCCAAGUUCCUGCCCUCCACCUCUGCCCCCGGAGUGCCCAUCUACCCUCAGGACAACAACUACACCACUGCCAACCGCUCCAACGACACAUACAGCAGGUCAGUAGGGAUGGCUCAGAUGGUGCAGCCAUCCCACUCCGCAGGCCAGGGGAUGGCUCAGAUGGUGCAGCCAUCCCACUCCGCAGGCCAGGUGCUGGCUCAGAUGGUGCAGCCAUCCCAUUCCCCAGGCCAGGUGCUGGCUCAGAUGGUGCAGCCAUCCCACUCCGCCGGCCAGGUGCUGGCUCAGAUGGUGCAGCCAUCCCACUCCGCAGGCCAGGUGCUGGCUCAGAUGUCCCGUCAGAACGGGGCACCCCCCUCCAACAGCAGCCCCCUACAGGGAGGGGCAGCGGUGAGCUGGCCGGGGCCAGCAGCAGGGGCUAGACCCCCCUUCAACAACCAGCAGGUGGUGCCCCAGGCAGGGAAGACCCUGUCUCCCCAGUUUGCCAUGGGGAGUUUUGUUGGGGGCUCUUCCUCCUCAUUUGGGGCGAUGCCCACCACUGCCGCUCCGACCCCCACCAUGGGGGCUAACUACCCAAAUAUCAACCCCCGCGCCAGCCUCAAUACCAACGGAUACGAUGGCUUGGGGUCGGGGCCGCAGUUCCCCUCCAGGGCAGCGGAGGCAGUGUGGCCCCAGUGGCAGGGCCAGCAGCAAGCUCAGAACAGGGCAGAGCAGCACCCCCACACACAGAACAACCAGCCUGACAUCUUUCCUGAUGUUCUCGCCAUGCUGGACCAGCCGGCCAACUUCAACAACGAUGACUUUGAGAUUCCCAUCUACCCCUCUUUCAACGAGUGACCCCACAUACACUCUUCCACUUACCUCCUCUGUCUCUCAAAUGUCUCCUUCUCUCUCAUUUGGUGCACUUUUGCUCUCUUUCUUCGCCUUUCGUGAUCCAAAGAGAACAUGUCUAAUUAUCGCUCAGAUGAUUGUACUGCCAGGGUGGAGAAAGCGAGUUAAUCAGGGAAAAGAGAGUGAAAUCAAGUAUAGGUAUGCAAAUGCAGGUUCAAUAAACACGUGAAAGGGGGAGAGAGAGAGAAGAGAUUCAGGGUUCAGCGAUAGUUGGGCAAAUGUAAAAAUAACAUCUGUAGCGAGCACUGCCCAAGCUCCACAGCCAGUGGAUUUGUUGUAGAGAUGUAACACACCUGAGCAUGCACAAGGCCCUGAGGCAGGCACUGCUUCACCAGUAACACACAAACAUGGCCUUUCACUAACCGAGUCAGCUGUGUGUUUAGAUCUAUGCUGCUCCACUGGUCUGUACAUCAUAUGGAUAGAUCAGUCCAAUCAUUCACUUGAAGUCUCAGGCAAUCCAGGUGAUCUACAGCUUUGGGGGAAUAUGUGGGAAUAUAUAUAUAUAUAUAUAUAUGGGAAUAUUCUGAUCUGAAGCCUGUGAAUAUCCUCUAUCUGCUCCCCUCGCUGUUUUAGCUUAGCAACCCGUAGCAUGUUCAAAAGGACACUGUCCUCACGCAGACAGAUUUAUACGAAUACUGUACAAACACUUUUAUAUUUGUACACAGUGUACAUUGACGAUGUCACCUAUCAAUGUGGUUAUGGUGGUUUCAGGUGGAAAAGAGGGAGAGAUCUCUAGGACUAGUGAGGGGGAGAGAGAUGUCUAUGACUAGUGAGAGGGAGAGAGAUGUCUAUGACUAGUGAGGGGGAGAGAGAUGUCUAGGACUAGUGAGGGGGAGAGAGAUGUCUAUGACUAGUGAGAGGGAGAGAGAUGUCUAGGACUAGUGAGGGGGAGAGAGAUGUCUAGGACUAGUGAGGGGGAGAGAGAUGUCUAUGACUAGUGAGAGGGAGAGAGAUGUCUAGGACUAGUGAGGGGAGAGAGAUGUCUAUGACUAGUGAGAGGGAGAGAGAUAUGUAGGACUAGUGAGGGGGAGAGAGAUGUCUAGGACUAGUGAGGGGGAGAGAGAUGUCUAGGACUAGUGAGGGGGAGAGAGAUGUCUAGGACUAGUGAGGGGGAGAGAGAUGUCUAUGACGAGUGAGGGGGAGAGAGAUGUCUAUGACGAGUGAGGGGAAGAGGGGGAUAUGAAACUACAACCUGAUGUAUUCCUACAUAUACCCAGUAUAUAAGUCAACUGUUUAUAUACGGUUAUAUGUCUACUGGAGGUGUUUGUAUAACUUUAUUGAUCUCAACCUGAAUGCACAGCAAUCCCAGGGUCCCUUUCUCACUCUUUUGUAUUCCUUCCUCUGUUGCCCAGGGUUACCCAGCACACUCUUCCUCAAUCACCCUCCCAAGUGUGUUUUUUUUCUCUUCUACUUACACUCGGAAAAGGAAAAUGAAAAGAAGACAUUGGAAAGCAAUAAUUUACAAGCAGGAAUGAUGUUAUUUUUUAAAGCCAUUCUUUAUUGUUGUCCUACAUGUUUUUAUCUUGAUUAUUGUUCUUGAAUAUGGAAAUACACAGGAAAUAGUAAUGAUUUUAUUGACUGAUGUUUUUAUUUUCUGGCCUUUUGAUUGGCUCUUCCUGUUUUGUAGCCAUCGCCAUUGCUACUUCGUGAUAGGUUGUUUUUGAUGUGCAUUGAUCAGGGCAUCUUGUUCAGGACAGAAAGGUCCUGUUUAGAAUUGACAAGAUUCCUCAUUCAACAUGACACAGAAUCAUGCCAUGAUGUUUGGCCUGAAAUUCAAGUCACUCUAAUCAUGUUCCAAACACAUGAGGUUGGCAAUUAAUACACUUUUCUUUUUUGCAGUAGUUUCAAUCAAAGUUCAUCUUUAUCAAGAUAGUUUGACAUUCAUAAAUAUGAUCUGAAUCAAACAUUUGUUUUCUGAAAUCGAUUGUGAUGUUUAGUAAGUCACUAUAACACUCUUAUACAGGGAAACAAAGAAUUCUGAUUGGGCAACAGAGGGCUGUGAAUUUUAAGGUUCGGAAAUACAAAAAUUGUUAUUGUGUAGGCCUUUCAUUUGAAGUCUGAUAAUGUAUACAUGUCUGUGAGAGUAAUUCACAGACUUGCCGAAACAUGUCAAUUGUAUGUAAACCCAUCAUGUGUCAAUAGUCACAUGAUGAAAAUGGCAGUUUGAUGACUGUGUUGUCUUGUUAUUGUUUUAAACCACUUUGGUUGUUCCCUGUCCAGGUUUUUACAGUGACGUGAGCUGCAGUUUAUAUAGACGUGAGCUGCAGUUUAUAUAGACGUGAGCUGCAGUUUAUAUAGACGUGAGCUGCAGUUUAUAUAGACGUGAGCUGCAGUUUAUAUAGACGUGAGCUGCAGUUUAUAUAGACGUGAGCUGCAGUUUAUAUAGACGUGAGCUGCAGUUUAUAUAGACGUGAGCUGCAGUUUAUAUAGACGUGAGCUGCAGUUUAUAUAGACGUGAGCUGCAGUUUAUAUAGCGCACACAGAUACACAAAUAUAGGAAUGGAUAUGAAAUGUUAAACAAGAGAAAGUGAAAUGUUUGGUUUUUCUAUUAAAUUGUUAUAUUGUCAAGAA
Messenger RNA from Oncorhynchus keta (chum salmon), 5352 nucleotides. RefSeq names its product aryl hydrocarbon receptor nuclear translocator. Gene Ontology annotation, cellular component: aryl hydrocarbon receptor complex; transcription regulator complex; nucleus. Gene Ontology annotation, biological process: regulation of transcription by RNA polymerase II. Gene Ontology annotation, molecular function: DNA-binding transcription factor activity, RNA polymerase II-specific; RNA polymerase II cis-regulatory region sequence-specific DNA binding; protein dimerization activity. NCBI's taxonomy places the organism in Eukaryota, Metazoa, Chordata, Actinopteri, Salmoniformes, Salmonidae. Bases 247 to 2727 code for a protein of 826 amino acids. The record is from RefSeq and is a predicted model, not a curated record. The transcript is spliced from 20 exons.